This is a messenger RNA of Oppiella nova, 999 nucleotides long. The record is from the annotation of a GenBank genome assembly. NCBI's taxonomy places the organism in Eukaryota, Metazoa, Arthropoda, Arachnida, Sarcoptiformes, Oppiidae.
GUGAGAACACUGUUUGUGAGCGGUUUACCGAUGGACGCAAAGCCCAGAGAAUUAUAUCUACUCUUCAGAGCUUAUAAGGUGAGAACACUGUUUGUGAGCGGUUUACCGAUGGACGCAAAGCCCAGAGAAUUAUAUCUACUCUUCAGAGCUUAUAAGGGAUACGAAGGCUCUCUAUUGAAGGUGACGUCUAAAAACGGCAAGACUUCAUCCCCCGUCGGCUUUGUAACCUUCUCUACCCGUGCCGGUGCUGAGGCGGCCAAACAAGAUUUGCAACAGGGAAUUCGCUUCGAUCCCGAUUUGCCGCAAACGAUUCGCUUGGAAUUUGCCAAAAGCAAUACCAAAGUGAGUAAACCUAAGCAACAGUCGUCCCCACCAGCCGUGGCCACACAUCCAGCGCUGGCUAUGCAUCCACUGACAGGCCUUGAAUUGGGUGCCGCUCUCUUCUCGGGGGCGCACGACGGCUGGGCUCACCAUCCCUUGUCGUUCACUGAAAUGCCCAACGCUUUCAAUUCUCACGUCAUUCAUCCGGCACUUCACGCCCAGUUACCGCCACAGUUGGCAGUACCACAUCCAAUCAGUCACGCGGCAGCCCUGGCCAAUCAGGCAGCAAUUCAUGCAGCUAUACCACCGCAGCAUUUAGUGGCCACUAGUCCUGCUUUAGCCAGUCCAGUUGGUUCGGCCACAUCACCCAACUGUUCAACCCCUCCAUGCUCUACACUAUUUGUAGCCAAUUUGGGACAAUUUGUCUCAGAGCAAGAACUCAAAGAACUGUUCGGGAGUUUCCCAGGAUUUUGUCGCUUAAGGAUGCAUAACAAGGGAGGAGCACCUGUUGCGUUCGUCGAGUACACGGCUUAUGUUCUGUUUUCUUCAGAUCGGGGAGGAAUGAGGAUUGAAUACGCAAAGAACAAAAUGGGAGAAGUCUCGCAACAAACCAUUGCUCAUAAGGAAUCGUGUGGUAUGAUAUCGAUGCUGACACCUCUGGUGCACAUCACUAUCUAA